This is a messenger RNA of Acaromyces ingoldii, 1223 nucleotides long. RefSeq names its product DUF1183-domain-containing protein. The transcript has 3 exons. The coding region runs from base 36 to 1166 and encodes 376 amino acids. Lineage: Eukaryota; Fungi; Basidiomycota; Exobasidiomycetes; Exobasidiales; Cryptobasidiaceae. Gene Ontology annotation, biological process: regulation of store-operated calcium entry. Gene Ontology annotation, cellular component: endoplasmic reticulum membrane. The record is from RefSeq and is a predicted model, not a curated record.
UCCUCAUCCAUUCGUUUCUCCUUUGGCUGCGCAGGAUGCUCUUUCGUCGUCGCACCACGAGGCUUUCCUUGCUCCUCUUGACAGCCCUGUGGGCCUGUCUUGUCUUCGCGCCAUGGGCCGAAGCAGCACGGGGCAGCAGCAAUAGCAACAACAACCGGGGACGCAGUGGCGCAAACCCCAAUGUGCCGCGCGUGCGCAUGGACUCGCUCAAGACGCUCUUCUUCAAGUCGGGCGCGCGGACGAUGGCGCGCCGCACGCCUCCACGGCCCCAGCUGCGCUGCGUCGGCAGCUCAAAGAGGCUCUGUGAGAUGUACGAGCCGGACAUGGUUGUGUGCAAGAGCAUGGGCGAUGGUGCCUGGAAGUGCGAUGCAGAGCUGGCAAAGUCGGUCCGAAUGGGCGCCAUCGAGGUGUCCUGCGAAGGGUGGGACAAUGCCGAUGACGAAUACGUGAUGCGAGGAUCGUGCGGGCUAGAAUACAAUCUGCUGCCAGCAUACGUCGAAGGGGCCUACGGUGCCCCGCUCGACGGCUUCUCGUCUCUGUCGAAUGGGCGGAAGAAGUGGUACGAGGACCUGUUCAUGCUGGCGUUUGUCGCCGUCGUGGCCUACAUCCUCCUGCGCCUCCUCAAAGCCAUCUGGCGCGAUAUGACGGGCGUCAACAAUGCACCGCGAGGACCUGGAGGCGGCGGCGGCGGUGGUGGUGGUGGCUGGCCUGGGGGUUGGUUCGGCGGUGGUGGUGGCGGCGGGUGGACGCCAGGCUGGGGUCCUGGCGGGCAUGAUGGCCCUCCGCCACCAUACCCUGGACACAAGCCCUCGUCGUCGACGCAGCCCGACCAGCAGCAGCAGCAAGGCUGGCGUCCGGGCUUCUGGACCGGCAUGGGCCUCGGUGGACUGGCAGCGGGCGCUGCUCAGACGCUCUUCAACGGUCAGGACAGGCAGGGGCAGCGGGAGCGCUACAUGCGUGGCGACAGGUUCGGCAGUGGCAGCGGCAGCGGCAGCAGUUCCAGGUGGGACUCGCCUUCCAUGACUGCCGGUCGCAGGCGCUUCGACUAUGACGACGACAACGACAACAGCUUUGGUGGUGGUGGUGGUGGCGGCGGUGGCUUUGGGGGAGCAGGCCCCAGUGGGACGAGGACAAGCACAGGGUUCGGAGGGACGCGAAACAGAUGAUGUAGCAUUACUUCCUGUAUGAUUACAAUGCAGCCAUCUUUCUAACUACACAAGAAG